Messenger RNA from Stomoxys calcitrans (stable fly), 3124 nucleotides. RefSeq names its product ribosome quality control complex subunit NEMF homolog (gene Clbn). Gene Ontology annotation, molecular function: ribosomal large subunit binding; tRNA binding. NCBI's taxonomy places the organism in Eukaryota, Metazoa, Arthropoda, Insecta, Diptera, Muscidae. The record is from RefSeq and is a predicted model, not a curated record. The transcript has a single exon. Gene Ontology annotation, biological process: ribosome-associated ubiquitin-dependent protein catabolic process; rescue of stalled cytosolic ribosome. Bases 75 to 3050 code for a protein of 991 amino acids. Gene Ontology annotation, cellular component: RQC complex.
UGUAUUUUCUGCGUGUCGUGUCAUUUAUUCAUUUAUUUUUGGUUCUUGUUUUGAGGCGACGAAAAAAUUGAGCAAUGAAAUUACGUUUCAAUUCGUUUGACAUCAUUUGUGGUGUCACGGAGCUGCAGAGUCUUGUAGGACUCCGUGUGAACCAAAUCUACGAUAUCGACAACAAGACAUAUUUGAUUCGUCUUCAAGGCGGAGGCGAAGCCAAGAAAGUUCUAUUGCUAGAAUCCGGCAUACGAUUUCAUACAACAUCUUUCGAAUGGCCCAAGAAUAUGGCACCCUCGGGUUUUAGUAUGAAGCUCAGGAAGCACUUGAAGAACAAGCGAUUGGAAAAACUUUCGCAGGUUGGUACCGAUCGUAUUGUUGACUUUCAAUUUGGCGCAGGAGAAGCAGCCUAUCAUAUAAUACUCGAACUUUACGACAGAGGAAAUAUUGUUUUGACAGAUCAUGAAAUGACUAUAGUGUAUAUUUUACGAUCUCAUCAAGAGGGCGAGGAUGUCCGAUUCGCUAUUCGAGAGAAGUAUCCCAUUCAUAGGGCUAAACAGGAAGCUAUGCUGCCAAGUGAAGAUGAAUUGAUAAACAUCAUAAAUACAUCUGAGCCUUCCUACAAUAUGAAAAACACGCUUAUGUGUCUUCUAGAUGGUGGCCCUGCUGUAGUGGAACAUCUUUUGAAAAAGUAUGAACUCGAUGACUGUUUUAUUGCCGCCAAAGAUGACAAUGGUAAUAAAGUAGAUGAUGCUGAGCAGCAAAAGAAAUCCAAGAAGAACAAGAACAAGCGCGAAGCAGCAAAGCAAGUCAACUCAAGACCAUUUAACAUUGAAACGGAUCUAAGCAGUCUCAUGGCAGCUCUAAGGGAAGGCAAUGAAAUACUCCAAACUGCCCGACAAGAAACAAGCAAAGGCUACAUAGUACAGAAAAAGGUUGAGAAGCCCUCAACCGAAACGAGCGGCGGAGAAGUGGAUCAUUUCUACCAGAACGUAGAAUAUCAUCCUCUUAAAUUUUGCCAAUAUGAAUGUGAAUCUAUUGCCACGUUUGAUUCAUUUAUGCUGGCGGUAGAUGAAUUUUACUCUACGCUAGAGGGGCAGAAAAUCGAUAUGAAAACUUUGCAGCAAGAGAAGGAAGCUCUUAAAAAAUUGUCCAAUGUCAAGCUUGAUCACGCUAAGCGUUUGGAGAACCUGACCAAAGCGCAAGAAACCGACAAACAAAAAGCAGAAUUAAUAACGGCCAAUCAAUUACUUGUUGAUAACGCAAUUUUAGCUAUCAGGUCAGCAAUUGCGAAUCAAAUGUCCUGGCCGGAUAUACAUGAGUUGGUAAAGGCCGCCCAGGCUAAUGGUGAUCCCACAGCUGCUUCCAUCAAUCAAUUGAAAUUGGAAAUAAAUCAUAUAACGUUACGGUUAAGUGAUCCCUACGGCAGCGAUGAGCAGGACGAGGAGAAUUCUCUAUCAACUCUACUGGUGGAUGUAGAUCUCGCUCUUUCGGCAUGGGCAAACGCCCGCAAAUAUUAUGACCUUAAAAGAACUGCUGCUCAAAAAGAACAAAAGACAAUAGAUGCUUCCCAAAAAGCCCUUAAAUCAGCCGAAAGAAAGACACAGCAGACUCUAAAGGAUGUCAGAACUAUAUCAACCAUCUCCAAGGCGCGCAAAGUCUAUUGGUUUGAAAAAUUCUAUUGGUUUAUAAGUUCAGAAAAUUUUCUAGUUAUUGGUGGAAGAGAUGCGCAACAAAAUGAACUCAUUGUCAAAAGAUAUAUGCGUCCAAACGAUAUCUAUGUGCAUGCUGAAAUUCAGGGUGCCAGUAGCGUUAUUGUUCGUAAUCCAAGCGGAGCAGAUGUUCCCCCUAAGACGCUAAUUGAAGCCGGCACAAUGGCUAUUUCCUACAGUGUGGCUUGGGACGCAAAAGUGGUGACAAAUGCCUACUGGGUACGUAGUGAUCAAGUCAGCAAGACGGCUCCCACGGGCGAAUAUCUUGGUACGGGCAGUUUCAUGAUACGUGGAAAGAAAAACUUUUUACCGUCUUGUCAUCUUAUAAUGGGCCUUACUUUGCUUUUCAAGUUAGAGGACAGCUUCGUUGAAAAACAUCGCGGUGAAAGGAAGGUGCGCACUUUUGAAGAAGAGCAGCUGCACAAUGAACAGCAGGUAUUGACGGAAAAUGAGAAAUUAGAUGAUGUAGAAGAAGUCGAGGUGGAACUGGACGAUGACAACGAGCAGCCCCAAUCAGAAUAUCCGGAUAUUCAGGUUAAAGUAGAACACGACACAGGACGUAUAACCAUCAAUAACGAGGAAAAAACAAAACACAUCGAGGAUACUGUCGAAACACAAAAAGACGAUGACCAAAACGAAGAAGAGUCAACAAUUAUAGCUGCAGCUCCGUCCCGUAAAAAACAUCAGAUGAAUGCAAAGAAACGCAAGGAAGAGAAAGAGCGCAAGACGCAACAAAAGCAGCAAGCCCAACGGCAAUUGUCUGAAGAAAGCGAACAUCGUAGCAACCAGGCUAAACGAGGCCAAAAAGGAAAACUCAAGAAAAUUAGGUCCAAAUACAAGGAUCAAGAUGAAGAGGAGAGGCAAUUGCGCAUGGAAAUUCUCAAAUCGGCAGGAAAGAAGCCAGAAAUUGUCGCUGAUCCCAAAUUAGAAGAAUGUGCUAUGGCAUUGAAAAGUAACAAACCCAAGCAACAACCUUUCGAACCGAAACAGGCUGCAACGCAGGAGCCUGACGAUGAUGAUGCUGACGAGAAAAACACAGGAGCCGACGUGGACAUGAUUGACUCACUAACCGGACAACCCUUCGAGGACGACGAAUUAUUAUUUGUUAUCCCCAUGAUAGCCCCUUACCAGUCAAUACAACAUUACAAAUACAAAGUGAAAAUAACACCUGGAACUGGAAAACGUGGAAGGGCGGCCAAGACAGCAUUAACAAUGUUUUCUAAAGAUAAAAUGUGCACCAAUAGGGAGAAAGAUUUGCUUAAGAGUAUUAAAGAGGAAGCAUUGGCGCGCAACAUACCGGGCAAAGUAAAACUGUCAGCGCCACAGUUGCAGAAAUUUAAAAAAUAAAUUACAUUUGAUUGAUAUUGUUAUUAUUGCACCAACACAAUGUAAAUAAAAAAUACAAAAAUUAUUUAAUUAAA